Molecule: messenger RNA, 2931 nt
Organism: Polychytrium aggregatum
Lineage: Eukaryota; Fungi; Chytridiomycota; Chytridiomycetes; Polychytriales
Exons: 10
Coding region: 214-2709 (831 amino acids)
Source: RefSeq, a predicted model, not a curated record
GCUGCUGCUGCUGCUGCUGCUGCUCGCCGCCUCCAAUCACCCAAUCCCAGUCCCAAUCCCAGCUUCAUAUCGCUUUGGUCGCCGGAAAAUAUUCAGCCUCGACUCGCAUGAGUCCUCUUUGCUCAAAGAGCAACACUCCGACCCUUCGUCUUGUCACCACAUCCAACCCAACUCCACCAACUCAACCCAACCCAACUCCAGUCCUGGUCGUCAAUGGAGUGGCUUAAGCAGAUUCAUCCCACCAUCAAGAUGCUGAGGGGCGCGAAAGCCCGGCGGGCACCACCCCAGCAGCCCGCAGAUGCUUCUGGACAUGCGUUGUGGAUGCGACGCCUGGCCAGAAGCGAGCAGAUACACACUCAGUGCCUCGAGGUUGCACUGAAGCGAUUCGAAGUCAUCGCACUUCCGGAACUCAGCUCCAUGUCCAUGCUCUUUACCGAGCUCGUGAAUCUUGGGCGAAUCAUCGUUGAAAGCGGUCGCAGUGACCCUGAGAGCAGAGUUCUCCUCCGGCUCGAACAGAUGCUCCGGUCGGCGUACCAAUGUUACUCUCGCCAAAUGCUCAUGCUGAUACAGACGCCAGUGCCGGCAUUGGAUAGACACGCAUACUCUCAGGAAGUCAAGGAGUCACUUUGGAUACCCUACAAGCGGUUGUAUCUUUACCGGUACUACCUCUUGCGACUGGGCAAGACUUGCUUUGGAUAUCAUAUCUCGGAUCUCUUGCCGUUCAUCAAGUCCAUAAUCCUCCAGCUCGACACUUUCUACGCCGGCCAUCCAAGGGAAGAUUCGUGGGACGAGCUUUGCGAGAUUGAAGAACUCUUCGAGAAUGACCCCUUGAAUGUGGACAAGACCGAUUUGAUGCUCCCAGUGACUGUCAGCGGUGCCAUCGGGUCAAGAACGGUAUGCUUUCGAGAUCAAGGCUUCUCGCUAGUGCAAAAUACCAAGUCUAAAGGGCUUGAACUCGGAGUGACCAUGGAUGGAUCGCGCGCCCGCCGACCAUCCAACUGGACAAAGCGUCCGAAUCGAUUCCAUCGAUCACCGAGAGAAUGGGAGAUCAUGUAUGGCCCAUUGCGCAAUGUUCGCCGGUCCAGUUCAAGACUGAGGCUGCGCCUCCAUCGCAGAGGUCGAUCUCGAAGAAGGUCCCUGCGGAGCUUCUGCAGGCGUGUAUCCGAGGCUAUACGCCUGGAUUUUUGGGAACCCCUCUGCUCACGGCUCAAACAGAUGCGACAAAAGAAGCCCGCAGAGGGCUUUCCUAUUUUCAAGGUCGGAUCGGGCUUGAAGCGCCAAAAUAUCCGACUCACGUUGGUUGAUGGGCGCAUGUAUAUUGUCAGAGCAGAGGAGCGAGCGCCGAAGUCCAAGGGACGGUCCCAGUUGAUGUAUCCGCCAAUAGAUACACAGAAGCUGCGCUACAUCUACCGAGACAUGCCUGGGCUUGAGAAUGUCAUUGAAAUUCACUUUAACAACGAAAUCGUGAUUGUCGAGGGCUGCACCAAAGACUCAAUACAGCGGCUGGCCUCCGAAUUGAGCCGCUCAAAAGAGCGCUUCCCCACGCUUGGCGGAGAGUGCUUGAAUGAUAUAUGGGCCGAUGGCCCAAACGAACGCGUAAAAACCGAGCCCACAAACGUCAUGGGAAAAAUCGAUCCGGAUGUUGUCGGCAUUUUCACGGAUGGACGCCCACCAGUGUGCGGGUAUGAGAUUCAUGGACCUGACCAGCGAUGGAAGGUCGACUUUGUCGAGCCCGCAAGACCAGCCUUGUUCCAGGCCACAUGCAAAAGCGUCCACCAUCGCAUCAGUAGCGGCUGGCUGAAGCUGUCGGGCCAGGCAGUCAGCAUCUAUGGCCCAGACGACGCCAAUGCCGACCUCGACGUUGCCUGGGUCCGCAUUGUCGAUCAAGUCACGGGCCGGAUCCGCAUGGAGCAGCGCAUCACACCUUCGACCAAGGGAAUCCUCCACUCGGCAACCAACGGCUACGAGAUCCGGUACAUUGACUCCCGCGGGGUGCAAGUAUUCCACCUCCAGUUUCAGGACGCCGAGUCGGCGCAGCGUCUGUCCGGUUUGAUCGAGCAGUUGUCCAUCGAUGCAGUGCGGCGCUCCAGUGCAAAAGCCGCAGGCCAGGCAACUGCCACCACAAUCGAAGCAUCCUUGGUGAAUGACUCGCCAUCCCAGAGCUUCAGUGGCUGCUGGACUUGCUGCAGAGGCGACUGGGUCGAUGUCGGGCCCGUCCGUGCUGUGAUAACCUGCCGCCCUCCAUCAAAGGAGCCCGAUGGCCCCGGGUCUGGCCAGGCUAUUGCCGCAGUAAUGUUACAGUCAGUCCCGCACCCCAACAUCACAGUCGGUGGAUGGACGAUCGAUUCUCGUUCCUUUGCCUCGCGGGUAGACGGUCAAUGGGUCCAAGUCUCUGUGUUUGACCAGGCCGAACAGCAGUACCGUAUCCUGGCUGGGUCCGAGAUCGCCGCCGAGGCAUUCAAGACCUGGAUCAAUAGCUAUACCGCUGCUGCGCCCCUGCUAUCAGAACUGCCCAAGAGUAUGUCGCUUCUCCAGGCACCGCAGAAGGUAUCCUUUGCCUCUACAGAGUCCGGAGAGACGCUCCUGGAGGCCGCGAUCCCAACACACCGUGCGCUGGACAAACGACAUUCGCAGUCAAGCGAGAGCCUCCAGAAGCCCGGCAAGGUCAUCCGGCUGAUCCAAAAAUUCAACCAGUGGUCGCUGGCAUAGAGGGGAAGCUUGAGCGAUGGCUUGGACGAUGUGAUGAUGUCGCGACCCAUCCCGCAUGCAUAUGCUUGCUCUUCUCUUUCGCUGCAGACAUUUUGGUGAUAAAACGGGAUGCACCAUUGGGAUCCAUCGAUACUUACAGCGUUUCCAAAAUGAAAUGGGACACCCCCGUUUUGGGCCAUGACUGUGUUUUUUUCUGGAACCUGAAUACACACCCACUCAUCG